GAUGUUGCCUGAUUUUGCCCACAUCGAUGGGGCAGUGCUCUUUGGAUUGGUGGCAUCCAUCGGCAACUUACUCCAGGGGUGGGACAAUGCGAGUAUCGCUGGUUCUAUGCUCUACAUAAAGGAGGAGUUCAACUUGCAGAGCAUGCCAAUGGUUGAGGGAGCUAUCAUGGCCAUGGCACUUUUUGGUGCGACAAUGAUCACAACAAUCUCAGGGAUUUUGGCUGAUGCAUUUGGUAGGCGGAUGAUGCUAUUAGUCUCGGCAGUAUUAUCCUUUAUUACUGCGAUGAUGGUCAUAUUUUGGUCUCAACAAGUUUACAUGUUACUACUCACGAGGCUUAUUAUGGGAUUCAGUAUUGGUUUGGCAGUCACACUUGUCCCAAUAUAUAUCUCAGAGAUUGCCCCUUCAGAGAUAAGAGGAAAAUUAAAUACAUUCCCUCAGUUAAGUGGUUCUUUAGGGAUGUUAUUAUCCUAUUGUAUGGUGUUUUGGAUGUCCCUAAUGCCUAAGGUUGACUGGAGAAUCAUGCUUGGGAUACAAUCGAUACCAUCAAUGAUAUAUUCAGCGUUAAUCAUUUUCUAUUUGCCCGAGUCUCCAAGUUGGCUUGUGAGGCAAGGAAGGGUCGAUGAAGCAAAGAAAGUUUUACAAAGACUACGAAGAAGGCAAGAUGUCUCAGGUGAAAUUGCGAGUCUUAUUGAAGGCACAAAAAUUGAUCAGGCUCCGUGUUUACAAGAGUACAAAAUUAGACCGAAGGAAAUUGUAAAUGAUACAAUGGUUUUAAAUGGAGAAGACUCUGAACUGUAUGUCCUUCAAGAAGAUUUACCUCGUGUUGCCUAUAUGAUUAAGGAAACCACAGAUGAAAAUAUUGUUAGUUCUUUCACUAGUCAUGGAGCAUCCUUUUUUGAUCCACUUGUUAGCCUUAUUGGGAGUGUACAUGAGAGUUCCCUUGAGGGAUGCAAUAUGUUUGGUGAAGUAGAACAACAAUGUGCAACUAUGUGGGAUGAGGAGAAUCAAAAAGGACCCACAGAGGAUGAACCAGAACAUGAAAGAGAUGAUAUGGAGGAGAAUAUCAAUGAUCCACUGAUUGAUGGUUCAAUAGGCAGAGAAAGAAGUGAAUUGGUUACAUCGCACAGAAGAAGAGGUUUGCUUCCUUCUCGGAAAAGUGGCUAUAUUGGUGGAGGUUGGCAACUAGCAUGGAAAUCUUCUGAUGUGUUUUCAAAUGGACAAGUACAAGAUUGUAUGGACCGAGUAUACUUGCAUGAAGGUGUGCCAAACCCAGAAAAGAAAUCCAGUUUGGAUAAUUCAACAGAUUGCAAAUUCACACAAGCUACUGCUUUGGUUAAUAAGUCCGUUUUUCACAAAGAUCAGUUUGGAAGUCAGAACAUUGAUCUUCACUCGUCGGAGAAAAACUUGAAAGGCACAAAAUGGGGUAAUCUAUUAGAACCUGGAGUAAAGCGUGCAUUGAUAGCGGGUGUUGGAAUACAGUUACUUCAGCAGUUUGCUGGAAUCAACGGCAUUCUCUAUUAUACUCCACAGAUACUUGACCAAGCUGGUGUUGGGGUUCUUAUUUCCAGUAUUGGUCUCAGUUCAACUUCUGCAUCUAUUCUUAUGAGUGCCCUUACGACAUUAUUGAUGCUUCCCUUUAUUGGUAUUGCAAUGUGGCUCAUUGAUCGAGCGGGCAGAAGGAAGCUGCUUCUUGUCACCAUACCGAUCUUGGUACUAGCGCUACUUGUUUUGAUUGUCGUCAACAUUGUGGACUUGAGUGUUGGAUUACAUGCUGCCCUUUCAACAACAAGUGUCAUCGUAUACUUUUGCAUAUUUGUGAUGGGAUUUGGUCCAAUACCCAACAUUUUUUGUUCGGAAAUCUUCCCCGCCAGAGUCCGAGCCAUUUGCUCUGCUAUAUGCAGCCUCACAUUUUGGAUAAGUGAUAUCAUUGUUACAUACACCCUUCCUCUAAUGAUGAGCUCUCUCGGCUUUACUGGUGUUUUCGGGUUAUAUGCGAUCGUUUGCAUUUUGGCCAUGUUAUUUGUGUAUAUGAGAGUGCCAGAAACAAGAGGCAUGCCGCUUGAAGUCAUUGCAGAGUUCUACGCGCUUGGGCCAUACUGGCACGCGGACCAAAAACAGAAGGGGGAUACGAAGGACAAGGAAUCUGAAGAAACAUUUGAAGCACUAAGAUAGAUUCAUGACUAGACAUACCUACUCAUUUACUAAAGACAUGUGCUAUUUUUUGUUGUCAUAGCUUGAUAUUAAGUUUGUAAAUUACCAGUGUAUACUAAGGUGUAAACCAUUGACUGUAUUGUCAGCGAUGUCUAUUUCUUUGGUUUGAGUUCCAAAUUCUUGCUCCACCAUACAUGAUGUUAUUGACAUAUGCACACCCUACACAUAUU
Lolium perenne is the source of this 2382-nucleotide messenger RNA. RefSeq names its product monosaccharide-sensing protein 2. Gene Ontology annotation, biological process: transmembrane transport. Gene Ontology annotation, cellular component: membrane. Gene Ontology annotation, molecular function: transmembrane transporter activity. The record is from RefSeq and is a predicted model, not a curated record. NCBI's taxonomy places the organism in Eukaryota, Viridiplantae, Streptophyta, Magnoliopsida, Poales, Poaceae.